AUGUUCUCCCCUAGCAGAUGGAAUUUUGAUAUCUUUAAGGAGCCUCGUGGUUUUAUAAAGUUAAUUCAGAUCCUUUUUGCAAUAUGUGCAUUUGCGAUCACGUGUGAUUUUUCGACUAAUGAAAGGCUAUCCUUAAAUUGUGGCAAUGGAUCAAUCAUUGCAGAAUGCAGUUUUUCUUACCCGUUCCGAAUAUACGAGAACAAGAUUGAUGUAUGCGACAGCAAGGGAACGAUUAAUUUAUAUGGCGACUUCUCUGCUUCUGCCCAGUUCUUCGUUUUCACUGGCGUGAUCGUUUUUCUCUACUGCAUUGCGAUUUCUAUCCUUUACGUCUUCUGGGGUGAUGUUUACGAAAACGAUGGGCGUGUAGUCAAAGUGGAUUUCGUUGUUUCCGUCGCUAUCGCGGUUUUCUGGUUCAUCGCUUCAGCCGCUUGGGCUGACGGGGUUCAGCAACUCAAGCGCUAUACCGAACCCAGAGCGAUAGCAACGCAAGCUGAGGCUGAUCGUGAAAAGCUGGACGUGCUACUGGGUCCUACCUACGGUGGUUUGAAUGCCUCUUUGAUUUUCGGAUUCGCGAACAUUUUGUUGUGGGCUUCUAGCCUUUGGUUUAUCUGGAAAGAAACCUCUUGGGCCAAGCCAAACGAUUCAUUGAUGGAACCGAGUAAUGUUUCUGCCGCUGAUGGAUCGUCGAUUUAACCGUAACUCUUUAUACCUAUAUCGAUUCAACCACUAACACUUUUCUGACCCCAUCCAUCCCCUCUGUGUGCGUACCAGUGGAAUCUAUAUUCAUGCGUUCAGUCAGAUUUAACCUGUUCUUCACCGCUCUCGCUUAUCCUGUCCACUUUUUUCUGGUGCAUCACAACUGUCAAUUGACGACCGGUUUCACUGUUUACGUGGCUCCUUGUCACCCGACCGAAUGCUUCCAUUUUCGUGUUGGUCAGGCUUAUCACGAUAUCAGUGUCAAGCUCACUUCCAUGUGAUUCGCCUUCAACUUUGCCAUAUAGGCUGUCAUUGUGAGUG
Messenger RNA from Opisthorchis viverrini, 1017 nucleotides. RefSeq lists its product as hypothetical. The transcript has 6 exons. Gene Ontology annotation, cellular component: synaptic vesicle membrane; synaptic vesicle. The record is from RefSeq and is a predicted model, not a curated record. NCBI's taxonomy places the organism in Eukaryota, Metazoa, Platyhelminthes, Trematoda, Opisthorchiida, Opisthorchiidae. Bases 1 to 693 code for a protein of 230 amino acids.